Molecule: messenger RNA, 1505 nt
Organism: Lotus japonicus
Lineage: Eukaryota; Viridiplantae; Streptophyta; Magnoliopsida; Fabales; Fabaceae
Product: glyceraldehyde-3-phosphate dehydrogenase A, chloroplastic
Exons: 5
Coding region: 136-1341 (401 amino acids)
Biological process (GO): glucose metabolic process
Cellular component (GO): chloroplast; apoplast
Molecular function (GO): NADP binding; glyceraldehyde-3-phosphate dehydrogenase (NAD+) (phosphorylating) activity; NAD binding
Source: RefSeq, a predicted model, not a curated record
ACGAGGCACAGCCACACAUCCACAUUGUCUCCUCUCAGUCGCUUAUUAAACUUACAUGGCAUAUUAGUAUUAUCUUGAGCUAUAUCACAACUGCUUCUGCUUCAGAAAAAUUCAGUCUCCAUUGCAGGCUGAACCAUGGCUUCAGCUACUCUCUCAUUAGCCAAACCAGCUCUUAAGGCAAAUGGGAAAGGCUUCUCUGAUUUCUCCGGCCUCCGAUCAGCCAACCUUCCCUUUUCUAGAAAAACUUCAGAGGACUUCCAUUCUGUCAUUGCCUUCCAGACAUACGCAGUUGGAAGCAGUGGAGGAUACAAGAAAGGUGUAGUGGAAGCAAAGCUGAAGGUGGCCAUAAACGGUUUCGGUAGGAUUGGAAGGAACUUCUUGAGGUGCUGGCACGGUCGAAAGGACUCUCCUCUGGAUGUCAUUGCUAUCAAUGACACCGGAGGUGUCAAGCAAGCUUCUCACCUUCUCAAGUACGAUUCCACCCUUGGAAUCUUUGGUGCUGAUGUCAAGCCUGUUGGUACUGAUGGCAUCUCUGUAGAUGGAAAGGUCAUCAAAGUUGUUUCCGACCGUAACCCUGCAAACCUUCCAUGGGGGGAGUUAGGGAUUGAUUUGGUGAUUGAAGGAACAGGGGUGUUCGUGGACAGAGAAGGUGCAGGCAAGCACAUUCAAGCAGGAGCUAAGAAGGUUCUCAUCACAGCCCCUGGCAAGGGAGACAUCCCAACCUACGUUGUUGGAGUUAAUGCUGAUGCUUACAGCCAUGAUGAUGACAUCAUCAGCAAUGCUUCUUGCACUACUAACUGCCUUGCCCCUUUUGUCAAGGUUCUUGAUCAGAAAUUUGGUAUUAUCAAGGGUACCAUGACUACCACUCACUCCUACACCGGUGACCAGAGGCUUCUUGAUGCCAGCCACCGUGACCUCCGCCGUGCGAGAGCAGCAGCUCUCAACAUUGUCCCUACAUCAACAGGAGCAGCAAAGGCUGUGGCCCUUGUCCUCCCAACCCUCAAAGGCAAGCUCAACGGCAUUGCCCUCCGUGUGCCGACACCAAACGUUUCGGUGGUGGACCUUGUUGUUCAGGUCACAAAGAAGACUUUCGCAGAGGAAGUGAAUGCAGCAUUCAGAGAGAGUGCAGACAAUGAGCUCAAUGGCAUCCUCUCAGUUUGUGAUGAGCCCCUUGUGUCAGUAGAUUUUAGGUGCACUGAUGUGUCCUCAACCGUUGACUCAUCUUUGACCAUGGUCAUGGGAGAUGACAUGGUGAAGGUGAUUGCUUGGUAUGAUAAUGAAUGGGGUUACUCUCAGAGGGUUGUGGAUUUGGCUGACAUUGUUGCCAAUAACUGGAAGUGAAGCCAAUCAAAUCCAAUUUGUUAAUUAUGUAUCAUGUGAUCUUGUGAUUUUGUAUGCUUACUAUAUAUAGUCCUUGCUUCAUUUUUCGUUAUAAACUUGUACUGAGAAAUAGAACGAUCAAUUUUCUCUUGCUUCUCAUUGUGCAAUAAAUUCUUACCCUUAAA